AAAAAGGGCGAGGUGCGACCGGCGACGUCAAAAGUACAGGCGAAGGUUCGCUCUCCUCGCUUUCGACACUUUGCAUCGAUUUCCUUUCGGAGCCGAGGCGUCGGCUCCUUCUUGGCCUAAUUUGUUCACCGCCAACCAACCGAUCCAUGCCGCUCCGGAAGCCAGAUAUCAGCGAUGCUCUCUCCUAUGCACCGCUGCUCGUUGGAACUUCCACAUCUCUCUCUCUUUACUUCUUAAAAGUAUAUUGGGAUUAUGGAAAUGGCACUAGCAGAAAUUGCAGAGGAGAGUGGCGAAAAAAUUCAAACCAAUCCUCUAAUACAGAUAAUACGAGUUCCAGUAAAACAUGCUAAUUUAGGCAUACGAAGUCAUGCCAUGGAUAUGAGCACAAUGGUAGAACUGACAUCAUUUAGUACACUCGGAAAGAUACAGCCUUUCUUGGUGACUAUCACAACCACUGCAGCCUUAUUAGUAGACUUACAUUGUCAUUUAACAGACAAGGAAAUUUGCGGCUAUCUUGGCGGACACUGGGAUAUCAAUUCACAUAAUCUUUCUGUAACAUGUGCAUUUCCAUGUCGAUACUCUGGCAAAGAAAAAUCGGCUGCAGCAGCUGUGGAAGCUGAAAUUGCAAGAGCCAUGGAAUGGAAACGUGUCACACUGGUAGGAUGGUAUCAUUCUCACCCACGUUCUCAUGCAUCACCUUCGUUGAGAGAUGUGGAUUCUCAAUUAGAUUAUCAGAUCAAAAUGAAGGGACCUAGCGAUAACGGAUAUAUACCAUGCGUGGGAUUAAUAUGCUCUCCUUACAAUAUGGAUGGCAAUUGCUAUGAGUCGAAUUUCAAUGUCUUUUGGUCUCUACCACCACCUGAAAAUAGACCUCACGAAUAUCCUCGACCAAUGCUUCUCAGUUACACAUUAUCACAGGAGCAUUUUCUCUCUCAAGAUACUUUGGAAGAGAUUAGAAGAUGUAUAGAAUAUUAUAAGAGCGAAGGCGGCAUCGAUUUUACUGCCAAUUUCAACAACAAUACAACAUACCUUGAACGUUUAAGAUGCUCUCUAGCAUCGAAAUUGCCUGGUCGAAAUAGGUCAAAUGGCUCGUACUGGGAUGUAAUCAGAGAAAUGAUUUGCCCAGGCUCUGAAGAUGGCAAUGUGCCCGAGUACUUGACUAUGAAAUUUCCCUUGGUACCUUCUUCGGAAUCUCUUGGACCACCCGUUCCGCAGGCCGUGGGUCUCGCAGCUAGUAACGCGGCUGUUUUCCUCGCACCGGUCAAUUUCAAACCUGACGGUGGUGCCAUAAUCACUCCCACGUCCAAGCCGUUCGUAUUGCAACCAUCGACCUCUCGGGAUAGUAUUAAAAAAGACAGUAUGGGUCCUAAUGAUGCCGCGUCUAUCACACAGAUAAAAGAUAGCACUUCCAUCGUAAGCUCCAAACACAUAUCGCCAUCAGAGAUAAUACCGAGUUUUCAAUCGGGCGAGCUUACGGUAUCGGUGAAGAAUGCCAAGUGCGAUUACGAUUUCGCACCGGCGGAUUUUUCAAAACUGCCGAAUCCACUAGCUGGCGAUGGCACUAAGAGCCGAACAUCAGCGAAUUCCGACUUUCCGUUAGCGGAUAUCACGCAGCAGAUCACAAAGUUUUCGGAUCUGACGAAGCUGGCGAAUUUCUCCACUGCCGAUUUGGCGAAGCUGUCUAGUUUCUCCAUCGCAGACUUUACGCGAACCUCGUCAUCCUCGCCAUCCACGUAUAUGCGUAACAUUGCGAAUCUAUUCGGGCCCCUCGGCAAAAUGUCGCCGGCAAAGGAUAUGGAAGGUAACGAACGCAAAGCGGGCGACUUCGUUACCGUCGAUGCGAUUCCGUCACCCUUCAAAACUGUCGGCUCGUCGGAAGGUUGCAGAAGCUUCUCGGCGAGCGCCGAGGAUUAUACAAGCGAUCGUAAGAAAUUGGAAGCACAGAUCGAUUCCGCGAAGAUCAGCAGACCAAGCGAAUAUCAAGGAACAGAAGAUCUGACAAUAUCGAGUAUUAAAUCUGACUUUGGAGGCAUGUUGGACAUGACGACGUUGCAUAAGAAGCAACAAUCAUCGCAAUCGGCCGACAUAGGAGAUUCCUUAAAUCUUUCUAAAGAUCGUUAAACCUGUGUAAUAAUAUACUCGAUAAAGAAUCAUAUUAACGUACAGUUAAAUCUAAGAUCAUUAUAUCUAAGGAUCUUAUAUUUGUAUAUUAUUUCAGCUAUUAUUUUUAAUUUUACUGAAAUUAGAAAUUUCCAUGACAGAAUUCUCUCUAAUGCAUUUUAAUAUUAUAUAAUUAUAAUAUGAGUAUUAUUAUAAUUUAGAUGAAUUUUAUUGUGUAGUACAUUUUAAAUAUCUUGUAUUUAUCGAGAUUAUCAGUCUCUAUAAUAAUAUCAGGGAAAAUUGCAUAUAUCUAAAUCUUGCUUAUUUUUAAUAAUAACUUUUAAAGAAAAUAAUAUUUAUCAAAUAUGUUAAGUAUAUAUCCAUGCGUGUGUACAUGUGGAAAGAGAUACCACAUUGGUUACUUUUUAAAAAUUUUACCAAGUUACAAUAUUUUUCUACAGCUUAUGAUAAAGCAAACAACUAUGUUGCAAAAGAAAAAAAAAA
Molecule: messenger RNA, 2604 nt
Organism: Formica exsecta
Lineage: Eukaryota; Metazoa; Arthropoda; Insecta; Hymenoptera; Formicidae
Exons: 7
Coding region: 253-2121 (622 amino acids)
Biological process (GO): double-strand break repair
Cellular component (GO): BRCA1-A complex; BRISC complex
Molecular function (GO): polyubiquitin modification-dependent protein binding; metallopeptidase activity
Source: RefSeq, a predicted model, not a curated record